This is a messenger RNA of Setaria italica (foxtail millet), 1050 nucleotides long. RefSeq names its product peptidyl-prolyl cis-trans isomerase FKBP17-2, chloroplastic. The record is from RefSeq and is a predicted model, not a curated record. Gene Ontology annotation, molecular function: peptidyl-prolyl cis-trans isomerase activity. The coding region runs from base 127 to 870 and encodes 247 amino acids. NCBI's taxonomy places the organism in Eukaryota, Viridiplantae, Streptophyta, Magnoliopsida, Poales, Poaceae. Gene Ontology annotation, cellular component: chloroplast. The transcript has 2 exons.
AAAAAAUAUCAGAAGAGCUCAUAUCAGAAACAUACAAAUGCGGAUUUGGUAAAAGAGACGGCAAAUAUCGACACCGUCAUCCUAGGCUCCUAGCUACCUCACCCGAGAGAGAAGCACCGUAUCGCCAUGGCCACUUUCUUGGGCAGCUCGCCGGCGUUCCUCGCCCGCCCCGUCGCCAAGCCGCACAGCAUCUCCUGCGCUCAGCCCCCGCGCCCGCCCAGCGUCCAGAACCAGCCGCCACCCGGCGAGCAGCCGCAGCAGCAGUCCGUGCAGGCGCAGGCGCAGCCGGCGGCGAGGCCGAAGCGCGCGGGUGGCGCGGACUCCACGGACUGGGUGGCCUCGUCGCUGACGCGGCGGUUCGGGAUCGGCGCCGGGCUCGCGUGGGCCGGGUUCCUGGCCGUCGGCGUCGUGUCCGAGCAGCUCAAGACCCGCUUCGAGGUCGCCCAGCAGCAGGCCAACACCAAGGACGUGGAGCAGGAGCAGGAGGUGGUGCUCCCCAACGGCAUCCGGUACUACGAGCUGCGCGUCGGCGGCGGUGACGUCCCGCGCCCCGGCGACCUGGUGGUGAUCGACCUGCAAGGCCGGGUGGCCGGCGGCGGCGGGGAGGCGUUCGUGGACACGUUCGGGGAGGGGAAGCGGCCGCUGGCGCUGGUGAUGGGUUCCCGGCCCUACACCAGGGGCAUGUGCGAGGGCGUCGAGUACGUGCUGCGCUCCAUGAGGGCCGGCGGCAAGCGGCGGGUGGUCGUCCCGCCGGGGCUCGGGUUCGGCGACGACGGCGCCGACUUCGGGGAGGAGCACGUGCAGAUACCGCCCGGCGCCACGCUCGAGUACGUCGUGCAGGUCGACAAGGUGUCCAUCGCGCCGGCGUGAGGCGCGGGUAGAUAGAUCACAGUCGCCAUGAGACAAGUUUCUCCUUUAAUCGUCGAGCUUGCACACUGUUUAUCUCAUUAAAUGAACUGUUUUGGGGGAGUUUUGCUUCUCAGAAACAGAUUUUUUAAAAAAAUAAACUUUCUUGCAAGCUACCUAAUCCUAUCUUUCAAGUUUUCGUUA